Daphnia carinata is the source of this 652-nucleotide messenger RNA. RefSeq names its product U11/U12 small nuclear ribonucleoprotein 25 kDa protein-like. The transcript has a single exon. The record is from RefSeq and is a predicted model, not a curated record. Gene Ontology annotation, cellular component: U12-type spliceosomal complex. The coding region runs from base 2 to 637 and encodes 211 amino acids. Gene Ontology annotation, biological process: mRNA splicing, via spliceosome. Lineage: Eukaryota; Metazoa; Arthropoda; Branchiopoda; Diplostraca; Daphniidae.
GAUGGAAGUUGAAGAAGCAUCAUCUCAUCGCUCGAAACGUAAAAAAGAGAGGAAACACCAUAAAUCUAAAAGCAAAUCCAAAAGUAAGUCAAAGAAGAAGCAUCGGAAAAGGAGUAGGCGAUCGCCUUCUAGUUCUGAAGAAUCCCAGCAGCAUUCUAAUGUAAAGGCUAGUAGCCUUGUUAAUCUCGCAAACCCAGAAGAUAGCCACAAAUAUUCUCAUCAAGAGGUCGUGGACCUAGUCAAAAAGACGCUAGACUCGUUGUUAGCCAAAGAUCCUAUUUUGAAUGAUCUUCCACCUGCUGUCACUUUAGAAGAGGCCCAAUCUUUGAUUGCAUUAGAGCACGGACAGGCCAUUCAUAUCGAGAUCCAUCGGGACGAUGGAACUUCAUUUCCCGUAAUCAUCAGCCAAAAUGCUACUGUUGGUCAACUAAAGCGAUCUGUUGAACGAGCUACAGAACUGCGAUUGAGCCGAGACAGGUCAAGCUGCCAUAGACGGAUCAACUGGAAAUAUGUUUGGAAAACUUACUGGCUCUACGCACAGGGAAUCAAGUUGAAGGACGAUAUGGCUUCACUAAAAGACUGCGCUAUAAAUAAUUACGACCGCGUUUCGUUCAUCAAGCGACUUAAAGAAAAAUAAAAGACAUUAAAAGAU